Molecule: messenger RNA, 738 nt
Organism: Knipowitschia caucasica
Lineage: Eukaryota; Metazoa; Chordata; Actinopteri; Gobiiformes; Gobiidae
Source: the annotation of a GenBank genome assembly
AUGGAGGCGUACCGUGGGAGGACGGCGCUGACUGGGAAUGUGCAGAACGGAGACUGCUCUCUUUCCAUUCAGAAUGUGACAAACUACAAAUCCAGGCUCUACGUGCGAGUGCGAGCAGUGGAGUUCUACAGUUUCUACAACUACCCUGUUUCCAUCAAAGUAACUGCCUCAGUCACACCCGCCCAGCUGCUGGACUGCAGACGUGGACGAAAUGAAGCAGCAGCAUUUACAGUUGAACUCAGUUUUGAUCUGGGCUCUGAAGCCUCUCAUGGUCUCGAGCACCUGCAAAUUAACUCAGGCAUCUUUCUCCGCCCCUGCCUUCAGCCGUCUCCUCUCGUCUGCGAGAUCAAGGAAGCCUUCUCCGCUUAUGACAAAAAUGGAGAUGGGGUCAUCACUGCUCACGAGCUGGGGACUUUCAUGACAUCAUCGGGGUUGAAUGCGACACAAGCUGAACUCCAAGACAUGAUUUCUGAGUUGGACGCUGAGGGUAAUGGGACCAUUGACUUUGGUGAGUUUCUGUCAAUGGUGUCGAGACGAAUGAAGCCACGUCGGGAUGAGAUGAGGGAGGAAUUCAGAAAGUUUGAUAUGGACGGCAACGGUUUCAUCAGUGCGGCUGAAAUGCGUCAAACACUAAAGAGUCUUGAAGUGACUCUUACCGAUGAAGAAAUAGGAGAAAUGAUGAGAGAAGCAGAUAUCGACGGAGAUGGCCGUAUCAACUACGAAGGUAUGAUCGGCUGA